This is a messenger RNA of Astyanax mexicanus (Mexican tetra), 631 nucleotides long. RefSeq names its product apolipoprotein C-I (gene apoc1). Gene Ontology annotation, molecular function: phospholipase inhibitor activity; fatty acid binding. The transcript has 4 exons. Gene Ontology annotation, cellular component: high-density lipoprotein particle; very-low-density lipoprotein particle; extracellular region. Bases 174 to 431 code for a protein of 85 amino acids. The record is from RefSeq and is a predicted model, not a curated record. Lineage: Eukaryota; Metazoa; Chordata; Actinopteri; Characiformes; Acestrorhamphidae. Gene Ontology annotation, biological process: negative regulation of lipoprotein lipase activity; very-low-density lipoprotein particle clearance; lipoprotein metabolic process.
AACAAAAACUGCGUAAGCUUUACGGGAGGCCUUGAUGGGUCAGAGGUGGUGUGUUUUGUGAUGACGUCAGCAGGAGGAGGUUGUUAGCUCACUAUAUAGGGCCAAGCAGUCUGCCUGUCUUUAUGCUCUAACUUCUCUUUCUGGAAGAGGACGAAACAGUAAAACCAGCAAACAUGAGACUGUACCUCGCCAUUGCCGCUCUGGUGCUCGUGCUGGCUGCGCACGCAGAGGCCCAGGAGGAGCCCACAAUAGAGCAGCACUUCGCCAACUUCCACACAAAAGUCAAGGAAUUCGGAUCAGAUGUGGCUGAGAAGACCAUGGCCACCAUCAAGGAGAUUGAGCAGAGCGAGUUCGCCGCCAAGACCAAGAACUGGUUCACUGAGCAGUUUGAGAAGAUGAAGAAGCAUAUCGAUGAAACCUUUACCAACUAAACCCCCCCCCCCUUCUCUCUCACUGUCGCCACUGUGAUAUCACCAUGCCCCGCUGUUCCUAACAGACCCGAGUGUUACAUUACACUGUGAUGAUCUGCUCACUGUUGUGUGCAAUCUAUGCAAUUUCUGUCAUUUUUAAGUGAUGCCAAUGCUGUCAAAUUCAUUAAAUGUUCAAUAAAUUGUCAACAUUUAUAAAAACA